AUCAUAUCCUGCCCUAAUGCGACGGCUUAUGGUAGGUUCUCACACGCUGUGUAAGGACCCCCUGGCACUUUCCUCUUUGAAGUUGUCAGCCAACAGCCCCUUCCUGAACCCUUCAGUCAAGUUCAUAACAAGACCUUCUAUGAAAGGAAGCCGCGCGUCAUGACCGCCUUCGCGAAGUAUACGUCCACGACUUACUCUGACCAAACUGCACUUUGGCUGCUUAUACAAACACCUUCCGCUUUGCCAUUACGUCGCCUUGUUGAACCAGAAAAUUUGUCCUCGGCAAUGCCUGUGUCAUCCAUCUUCUUCGGCCUGUUGACUCUUGCCUUUGCUACCUAUACGGCUGCAGUCAGUCGUCCCUCCACUGAUCUCAUUGAACGAAAUACCACGUUCAGCCAAAUCCAGCCUUCUCGGGAUAGUCCACACAAGUACAACUUCCAUGAGUUCCGGCCUCGAGAUGAUCCCUAAGACUCCUUCCAGCAGCCGUACUUCAGCUUCAGGAUCUUAUUCUCCAGAAGGCUGGCAUCACUGAAGAGUUCUUCCAUCGUCAUUGGAAGACUGUUCACGCCGACCUCACCUUAGAUCAAUUAGACUUUGCUCUUCGCGUGCAGCGAUAA
Cucurbitaria berberidis CBS 394.84 is the source of this 617-nucleotide messenger RNA. RefSeq lists its product as uncharacterized. The coding region runs from base 160 to 468 and encodes 102 amino acids. NCBI's taxonomy places the organism in Eukaryota, Fungi, Ascomycota, Dothideomycetes, Pleosporales, Cucurbitariaceae. The transcript has a single exon. The record is from RefSeq and is a predicted model, not a curated record.